Messenger RNA from Dictyostelium discoideum AX4, 1719 nucleotides. RefSeq names its product myb domain-containing protein (gene mybY). The record is from RefSeq and is a predicted model, not a curated record. The transcript has 3 exons. Lineage: Eukaryota; Evosea; Eumycetozoa; Dictyosteliales; Dictyosteliaceae. The coding region runs from base 1 to 1719 and encodes 572 amino acids.
AUGUCAGACUUAAGAGAAAUUAAUAGAUUAAAUAAAGAUGAAGAAUUUGAAUAUUUUAAACUUUAUUCAAAUAGUAAUGGAUUUAGAAAAUGGAAUUUAGAUGAACAUAAUAUAUUUAGUAAAGCAAGUUUAGAAUAUAAUUUUUUAAAACCUGAUCAAAUGAUAGAGAUACUUAAAUUAGUUAAUCAACAUAAUUCAAAUACAUCAUGUAAAGCAAGAACAUUGGAAGAAUUGAAUAUUCAUAUUAAAGUUUAUCAAAACUUUUUAAAUAAACAACAAGCACUUAGAUCACCAACAACAGGUAGUUUAAAUAUUAGUGGAUUUGGUAAUCCUAUUACAAGUGGUGGUGGUGGUCUUGGUGUAUUGGGUGGUGGUGGUGGUGGUGGAGGUAUUUCUAGUAGUAGUCUUGGAGGGCUAAGUGGUAGUGGUUUAUUUUUAAAUACAAUGGUAAAUAAUACUUUUCAAACAAUUUUAGAUUCUCUAGAUGGCAAUAGUAGUAAUAAUAACAAUAAUAAUAUUCCUUCAACAUCAAGUGUUAAAGAUGUAGUAUCAAUUGGUAUUAACCCAUUAUUUCAAAAAAGUGUACAAUCUCAAUCACAACUACCAACAGCAACUAAUAAUAAUAAUAAACAACCAUUAGAAUUAAUUUCAAAACCAAUACCUACAGCAACAGCAACAGCAACAACAACAGCAACAACAACAACAACAACCAUUCAACCACCAAUUGGUGGUACUAAAAAUACAGUAAACAAAGAAAUAGAACAAGAUAGUAAUGAUAAUGAUAAUAAUAACAAUACUAAUAAUAAUAAUAAUAAUAAUAAUAAUAAUAAUAAUAAUAAUAAUAAUGAAGAAAAAGAAAAACAAUACUUAAAUUAUAUUAAUAAUAGUCUUGGUGAAUUAAAUAAAAAGGAUUUAAAACUUUUGAAUGAACCAUGGACAGUUGAAGAUCAAAAGAAAUUAGAAGAUGCAUUAACUAAAUAUCCACCAAGUAGAUUUAGUAGUGUUUCUAGAUGGCAAAUGGUUUCAAAAGAGUUGGGUAUUUCACCAAAAGCUGUAGCAUUAAGGUAUAAUCAAAUGUUAAAUCAAUUAAUUCCCAAAAAACCUUCUCUACAACAACAACAACAACAACAACAACAACAACAACAACAACCAACAACAACAACAACAACAACGACAAAACCUGAACAAUCAAUUAAAUCUGAAGAAGAGGAACAAACAACUGGUAAAAGAAAGUCAAGAUCAUCAUUUUCAUCACCUUCAUCAUCAUCAAAAGAAUCACCAAAUAAAAAAGAAAAAACUACUCAUGAUACUACUACAACUACUAAUACUGCUACUACUACUACUGUAACUCCAAAUAUGACCACUCCUUCCAUUAUUAAUUCUUCUCCUGCAAUCGCUGCAAAUUUAUUGGAAGCUGAUUCACUUUUACAAAAAAACAAUCAAUUAUUAAAACAAAUUAGAACAAGUGUUAUGCAAUUAACUGAUCCUCAAUCAACAAUUUUAACUGAAGUAAUUGAAAAUAUAAAUAAUAGUAUUCAAUUAACUGGAAAAUGGAAAGAUAAUAUUGAAAUGCCACCUUUACCACUUAAAGUAAAUGAUUUAAUACUUUCAUUAAUUUCAAAUAAUACAAGUUCAUCAUUCAAAAAACCAUUAUCAAAAAAGGUAACAGAAUGGAAUCUAGUUGUUGAAGAUGAUGCACCAACUCAAGAUAAAAAAUAA